This is a messenger RNA of Emiliania huxleyi CCMP1516, 1223 nucleotides long. RefSeq lists its product as hypothetical. The coding region runs from base 1 to 1059 and encodes 352 amino acids. The transcript has 4 exons. The record is from RefSeq and is a predicted model, not a curated record. NCBI's taxonomy places the organism in Eukaryota, Haptophyta, Isochrysidales, Noelaerhabdaceae.
AUGGCGACUGGCGCCAUCCACUUUGCUCGGCGCGUGCGCGGAGGCGCCGCCGCCUACGCCCACACUGUGCCGCAAGCGGGCGCCGUCCGGCGCUGGCUGCCUUGCGCCGACGUGGCGACGGCGCGCUGCUCGUAUGAGCUCCACCUGGCACUCGCCGAGCCGCCCGAGGGUGCCUGCCCCUCGCCAGACGCGCGCCCGCGAGUGGUGGCCUUUGGGAGCGGCACUCGCGUCGGGCCUCCGCCCUCGUGGCCGCCAGAGUGGUUUGGCGGCGGCUCCUCGUCGUCCUCCUCCUCCGCCGCCGCCGCCGUCGCGCCGUGGGCGCACUGGAGCUGGUCACUGGAGCGGCAGGCGCUCGCGAGCGAGGUGGGCUUCCUCGUGGGCCACGAGGCGGCGCUGCAGAGCUGCAGCCACCCGACGGAGGCCGGAGUGACGCUGGCGCUCGGCAGCCUGCCCGCCGCUCGCGAGGCGGCCGCCCUCGGGCCGGAGGCGCUGGCGGGGCGGGUGCGGGGUCGGUGGCCGCACCUGCUCUACCUCUCCCGCAGCCUGCCGACCAUGCUCGCAGAGCUGAGGGCCUUCCUCUUGCCGCCGCCGCCCGCAGACCUCGCGGCUGCGCGAGAGGAGCCGGCCGCCGCCUCGGCUGCGCAGGCACUUGCAAAUGGGGCGCUGCCCGCGCUGCUGCGCCGAAAGUGUACCCGCGUCGUCCAGUUCUUCUCUGGCCCGCAACCGUACGCGACGCUCGCCGAGUCGGGCGGUGCGCUGCGGACGCCUGUCGGCGGCUUGGAGGCCCGGUACACCAACUCGCUGAUGGUGCUCGAAAACGACUUUUACGGCGUCGAGGCGUACGGGCCGAUCGACUUGGUCGUGCACUACAUGGACGCGCCGAAGCGCUUCACCGAGACGGUGCCCGACGACGUGCUCGCGCUGGGGGGCGAGACAUUCCCGAUGCUCGCGUCGGGAGGCGGCUACACGUGCGCCCAGGCCAACCUGGUCGCAGACAUGGUGGCGUGGUCUGUCCUCUCCGAGGCGGACAAGUUCCGGUUUGACGAGACGCGCACCUAGGCACGCCGGCGGGCUCCGGGGAUUGUAGAUCUUCGCCAACGUCUACGGGAUAGCUAGCUGAUCUGCGAGCCUAGGACUUAGAGCCACGUACUACGUCUACAGUGGGUUGCGGGUAUUAAGAAACCCGCUUACCAUUAAGAAACCACGCCGAGCGAUUGCGCUCG